Molecule: messenger RNA, 1873 nt
Organism: Telopea speciosissima
Lineage: Eukaryota; Viridiplantae; Streptophyta; Magnoliopsida; Proteales; Proteaceae
Product: glucan endo-1,3-beta-glucosidase 4-like
Exons: 5
Coding region: 122-1612 (496 amino acids)
Biological process (GO): carbohydrate metabolic process
Cellular component (GO): plasma membrane
Molecular function (GO): hydrolase activity, hydrolyzing O-glycosyl compounds
Source: RefSeq, a predicted model, not a curated record
UUUUGUUUUUGCUGAUAAUUUGUGGUGAGAUUUAAAAGAAGAAACAAAAAUUUUGAGUUCUGGUUCUGCCACUGGAGAGAGAGACAUCUGUGAAAGUUUAGUUUGGAAUAUCUGAGGCCAAAUGAAGCCUGAAAAAUGGCAAGGAAGAGUGUUUUUGCUCCUAACCUUCAUGUUUUAUGAUGUGUCAGGUGCCUUCAUAGGGAUAAACAUUGGCACUGACCUCACAAGUUUGCCAUCUGCUGUGGAUGUGGUGGCUAUCCUUAAGGCUCAUCAAGUUUCUCAUGUUCGUCUCUAUGAUGCGGACCGUCGCAUGCUGAAUGCCCUUGCAGGAACUGGCAUUGAAGUCAUGGUGGGGGUCACUAAUGAGGAGGUGCUAGGGAUUGGAGAAUCACCAUCAGUUGCAGCAGCCUGGGUCAAUAAGAAUGUCGUAGCUUACGUGCCACAAACCAAUAUCACAGCCAUUGCUGUUGGCAGCGAGGUGCUGAGUUCAAUACCCAAUGCUUCUCCCAUUCUGGUUCCAGCCAUGAACUACCUUCAUAAUGCCCUAGUGGCUUCAAAUCUCAGUUCCCAGGUCAAAGUUUCAAGUCCACAGUCCAUGGACAUUAUUCCUAGGCCUUUCCCUCCCUCCACUGCGACCUUCAAUUCCACAUGGAACUCCACCAUGUACCAGAUCCUCCAGUUUUUGAAGAACACAAAGUCCUUUUAUAUGUUAAAUGCCUACCCUUAUUAUGGUUACACAAAAGGAAAUGGCAUCUUUCCAAUUGAUUAUGCUCUGUUUAGGCCACUUUCUCGAACCAAACAGAUUGUUGACCCCAAUACUCUUUUCCUCUAUACCAGCAUGUUUGAUUCCAUGGUUGAUGCCACUUAUUACUCUAUGGAUGCACUAAAUUUUUCUGGUAUUCCUAUCCUAGUGACAGAAUCAGGCUGGCCAUGGCUAGGUGGAGGCAAUGAACCUGAUGCAACUCUUGAGAAUGCACAAACAUACAACAACAACUUGAUCCGCCGAGUGCUCAACAAUUCAGGUCCUCCUAGCCAGCCAACUAUACCUAUCAGCACAUACAUUUAUGAGAUGUUCAAUGAAGACAAACGGCCAGGGCCCACAUCUGAGAAAAACUGGGGCACCUUUUUUACAAAUGGGACAUCAUUAUAUCCUCUAAGUCUUGGUUCUUCAUCCCAACUUACUGGGAACUCUUCAGGUGUUGGGGCAUUCUGUGUGGCAAAACAAGAAGCAGAUACUGAUGCAUUGCAGGCUGGUUUGAACUGGGCUUGUGGGCAAGGACAGUCUAAUUGCACUGCUAUUCAAGCGGGGAAACCAUGCUAUGAUCCUGACACUCUCCAGAACCAUGCCUCUUAUGCUUACAAUGAUUAUUUUCACAAAAUGAAGAGUGUCGGCGGGACUUGCGAUUUUGGUGGUACAGCCACGAUUACCAAUGUUGAUCCCAGCUAUGGUUCAUGUAUUUUUGCUGGAAGUUCUGAUUCAAACAAAAGUGUAGUAACAGCGCCAGCAGCAUUUGGACCCAUGCCCACAAUUGACGUGGGUGGUUCAACUUCUAUCCUGCAAGUUUCCGAGUUUGUGUAUCUGAUCCUGGCAAUUAUUCUUGCUCUUGUCUGAUUCCAGGGGAGCACAUAUUACCAAUUUUCGCCCGGCUUUGAUCAAGUACUGUGGAGGUAGCAAUGUUGUAAAGAGUUAAGAGAGAUGUAGUACACUCAACCAUGGUUGAAUGUUUAUUCUUUUGUUCUUCAUUCUUCUGUUUAUCAUUUUUGUUUUCCUUAUCUGUUGUCUUUUCACCUUUUGGAUUCAGAUUGUAUAAUCGUUGGUAAAUUCAGUAAACCUUGCCAUGAACAGAUAUUUAGAUAAUUAUCUCUUGCUUUA